Messenger RNA from Chrysemys picta bellii (western painted turtle), 875 nucleotides. NCBI's taxonomy places the organism in Eukaryota, Metazoa, Chordata, Testudines, Emydidae. The record is from RefSeq and is a predicted model, not a curated record.
UUCAGCUUUCCCCUGCGGGAGGCCCCUAGUGGGGCGUGGGGCCGGGCACAGACCAGCAGCAGUGACCUGCGGGGAGAAGGGGAUGGCUACCUCAUCCCGACCCGAUGGGGAGCAGCGCAGCGCUGUGGAGUAGAAGUUGGCUUUGGCUCAGAAAGGGACCCUCCCAGGAGCAGAAGGGAAGCGGGCAGGGCGCCAUGGAGGAGCAGGGCGCGGGACUGGCCAAGCGGCUGGGCACAUUGCUCUCGGGCCUGCUGGAAUGCAUGUGCUUUGCUGGCGUCAUCUUCGGCUGGGCCUCGUUGGUGUACGUGCUCAAGGACAUGCACUACUUCGAGGAGCUGUGUGUGCCGGCGGCUAACGGCACGGGCAAUGGCACACAGGGCCCAGACUGCCGGGCGCAGGACGAGCAGCUGUCACUCGUCUUCACCGUCGGCUCCUUCAUGAACAACUUCAUGACCUUCCCCACCGGCUACAUCUUUGACCGCUUUGGCACCGUGCCAGCCCGCUUGCUGGCCAUAUCCCUCUACACUGGCGGCACACUGCUUAUUGCCUUCUCCACGGCAGCUACGGCGCUGAUCCUCUUCCCGGCUAUGUGUCUGCUCUCCAUUGGCGGCAUCCUCCUCAUCCUCACCAACAUGCAGGUGGGGAACCUGUUUGGGAAGCACCGCUCGACCAUCAUCACCCUCUACAAUGGGGCCUUCGACUCGUCCUCCGCUGUCUUCCUUGUGGUCAAGCUGCUGUAUGAGCACGGCCUGACCCUGCGAGCCAUGUUCCUCUUCCUCUCGGCCUGCAGUGCCUGGCACCUGACCCGCACCUUCUUCCUGAUGCCUAGGUGGCACAUCCCCUACCCGCUGCCCCCAGGAUACACAUACGGGUGA